Ramularia collo-cygni is the source of this 4227-nucleotide messenger RNA. RefSeq lists its product as uncharacterized. NCBI's taxonomy places the organism in Eukaryota, Fungi, Ascomycota, Dothideomycetes, Mycosphaerellales, Mycosphaerellaceae. Gene Ontology annotation, molecular function: hydrolase activity, hydrolyzing O-glycosyl compounds; chitin binding. The record is from RefSeq and is a predicted model, not a curated record. The coding region runs from base 1 to 4227 and encodes 1408 amino acids. The transcript has 14 exons. Gene Ontology annotation, biological process: carbohydrate metabolic process.
AUGAGACUAUACCGCCAAACCUGCGAAUCUUGGCUCUGGACAUUACUGUCCACCUCGUUAUUUCUCACCCCUCGACUUGCAACUUCUCAAUUCAUUUCAGCAAUAUCGCCCUGUCCAAUUCAAUGCGACCCGACCGGAAAUGAUUCAUCUGCUUGGACAUAUUACCAUGACUUCAGCCAGCUGGACGCCUGCGAUGGCACCGUGCUUUUCCAGAUGAACAUUUACAACAACAUCACAAGUGGGAAAAACUUCUACUUCCGGUCCUGCACGGCUUCUGGUGGGACUGUACUUCCAGAUGGCACGGCCGGAGUGAAAAGUCGGAACGACACUGCCACCAUACAACCAGGCCGAAGGGACGUUCUUGCGUUGAAACUGCGUCCGAGGCAGGCCUUAUCGCUCAACGCCACUGCACCAUCACCAGCUCCAUUGCAGUUGACUAGCUGGAACGAUGGAGGCAAUGCCGAUAUUACAGCCGCUCAAUCCGCUGUUGGGGAGCUGGCUGCUUAUAUCGAUAGAUCGAGUGCCUCUUCUGUCAUCUCCAAGUUCCACGAUGAAGUUGCGCGGAAUUCUCAAUCGGGACUUGCUGCACAGACCUGCGAUGGUGCAUCGAACAAGACCAUCGGCCCUCAAUACUUUGGUAUUGUCUACUUUGGAUCCUCAAAUGUCGUCGCAGUCCAACAUGCCCUACUUAGCUGGAAUGAAGCACGCUGUGUUGACGGCGACGACACUAAAUCAUGGAGUGGCGUGCAGGUGAAUAGGGUUCCCGGGACUGAUAUCUCCAUCACUCCCGCGUCCGAGCCAGAGUCGCACAAAAGAUCGAGGAGUUUACAUCCAAGAGCUACUUGCCGGUACACGCAAGUGCAGUCUGGAGAUGGCUGUUAUGCGAUCGCACAGCGCUGCGGUAUAUCACAGAGUGAUCUUGAGUCCUACAACGGUGGCUCAAAAUUCUGCAGCACCCUCCAGCCCAACCAGUAUGUCUGCUGUUCAUCAGGAAGUUUGCCAGACGUCACGCCCCAGCCCAAGUCGGAUGGCAGUUGCUACGCCUACACUAUUGUGGCGAACGACUACUGCGCCGCCAUCGCACAAGCGCACCAAAUGACAGUGCAGGAUAUCGAAAACCGCAACUCUCAGACUUGGGGCUGGACAGGCUGUGCGAACCUGUUCAUCGGCAUGAGUAUUUGCUUGAGUACAGGCGUGCCACCUUUCCCGGCCAACGUUCCCAAUUCAGUCUGUGGUCCACAAGUCAACGGCACGCAACCCAACCGCAAUCCUUCGUCAUGGGCUAGUCUCAACCCUUGCCCUCUUAACGCUUGCUGCGAUGUGUUUGGUCAAUGCGUCCAUCUACUAACGCAGAAGUGUUCAUGUACUGACUACGACAGUGAUACUGGAAAUCCCGGCACGGCGAAGCCCGGCAGCAAUGGGUGCAUAUCGAAUUGCGGGACCGACAUCAUCUCCAGCUCACCAGUAUCCAAGUUCGAAAGACUCGGCUACUACGAAGCAUUCAGCGUCGACAGGCCUUGCGACCAUCUCGCAGUCAACGCCAUUCCUGACCGGUACACCAUCGUACACUGGGCUUUCGCCUCCAUCUCGGACAGCUACCAGCCAUCCAUAAGCCCUUAUGAGGAUUUAUGGGCGGACUUCAAAGCAGCCAAGGGAUACAAGAGGAUUGUAUCCUUUGGAGGAUGGACAUUCUCGACGGCGCCCAGUAGCUACGACAUCUUAAGAACGGGAGUGAUGUCUGAAAACAGACAGACCUUUGCCAAUAACAUCGCAAACUUCGUUCGAAAUGAAGGACUCGACGGUGUGGAUAUUGACUGGGAGUAUCCCGGUGCUCCCGACGACGAGGGCGAGAAUAUCCCCAUCGACUCUCCUGACAGUGGACCGAACUACUUGGAGUUCCUCAAGCUUCUCAAGGCAGCACUUCCCAGUGGAACGACUCUAUCAAUCUCGCUUCCAGCGUCUUACUAUUAUUUGAAAGCUUUCCCGGCGAAGGAGAUGAGUCCUGUACUUGAUUACUUCAUCUAUAUGGCAUAUGACCUGCAUGGGCAAUGGGAUUAUGGCAACAAGUUUACAAAUCCUGGAUGCGUCACGGGCAAUUGUCUUAGGUCCCAAAUCAACCAGACUGAAACAGCAUCAGCUCUGUCCAUGAUUACGAAAGCUGGAGUCCCAGCAAACAAAAUAAUGCUCGGUCAACCGCUAUAUGGCCGUAGUUUCAAAAUGACUUCAGCAGGUUGCACUGGACCAGAGUGUACAUUCACAGGUCCGUCAAGUGGUGCUCAGGCCGGAAAAUGCACUGGUACUCCUGGCUAUCUGUCCAACACGGAGAUCUUAGCAAUCAUAAACAGUGGUGUUAGCAUUCAGCAAUUCAAGGCGGAUGAGGCCAGUGAUAUUCUGGUAUAUGACAAUGAUAACUGGGUUGCUUGGAUGAAAGGGCCUACCUACGAUGCUCGUAGUCAGUGGGCGCAAGGCCUCGGACUUGCUGGUACAUCCGAUUGGGCUAUCGACUUGAAUAUUACAGGAGGCUCCGGCGCUGGUGGCGACGGUGGUGGUGGUGGUGGUGGCAAUGGAGGCGGUAAAGGGGGUGGCGUGGUCACAAUUGACCCUUCGGUCUAUCAAAACACCCAGCCAGCCGUGACUUGCACGCCACCUUGCACAUUUGUCCUGCCGCCAUGGACAUUACCAUACACUACGACCAUCACUCCGGCCSCAGUCACCGAGACGAUUACAGAGGAGUGGCCUUUCAUUUCAACACUAAGUGGCAUGGUUACGACAACGGUUUAUUUAUCCAAGACAAAAGUUACGACAAUAACUUUCCCGCCAAUCACGACCACGGAAAUCCCGGUUUGGAAUGUCAAUUGGACAGACACUGGCGUCUCCACCAUAGCCUUGACGAGUAGCAUCGUACCCCCUCCUGUCACCCUUUCGCAGGAUUCCACAGUGGUCACGACCAGCGGAAGCACGACAACAAUUGCAGGGAUUUACUGGACGUACAGCCUAGGUCCAUAUCCGCCAGUGCUCACCCCUGGUCCGAACCCAGGAUCAACACCAACCGUCGGACCACCGCCACCACCCCCAUCAUCAUGCUCCAAUUGUCCACCCGUCGUCACUGUGAAACCAGGACCGCCGGGCCCAGCUUGCAAAAGGGGCUGUGGCACAGAGUGCGAGCACAAUUGCGGCGGUGGCAGACGUGGCGGUGGCGGUGGAGGUGGUGAUGAUGACGACUGUAUUGGCAUCGGCUGUCCUUCCGGCGGCGACUGUGUAGGACCAGGGUGCAAUACCGGUGGCCGUGGGGGCGGUGGAGGCAAUAGCGACCCCGACGACCCGAAGUCCUGUUCCGAGAGCACAACCGUCACGGAUUGCUCGGUCGAUUGCAACGUGGGUCCCGACUCGGGCACUUUCUCCACCUCAUGCUACAGCACAACGUGCUCGGAAAAAGUUGGCUGCAAGGCCAGAGGUAGCACGACGACGAGCGAAUCGACCACAGCUUGUCCCAUUGAGAUGCCGUACACCGCCUCCUUCGGUCCCAAUGGAGAGAUCCCUCUCAUGGGCGGCGGAGGCGAUGCUGGUGAAAUUCUGUACGCUGGUCUGAUUGGUCCCAACACUGCGAUGUAUGAUACCGGCGAGUCUGCAACAACGCCCAAAAGUACCACAAGCACUCCACCCCCUCAGCCCGCACCAACUGGCUCCAAUAUCUUCUACGUUUGGAACUGRGGUGGCACUGGACCCAACCCCAUGGGCUCAAACACCGUCAACUUAAUCGGCGCUGGAAUCGCACCCGCACUCGACUGGAGCUGCGAAACCAUCCAGCAUGAUCUCAGCAACGUCUCCCCGAAUCAAUAUCCCUACGUUCUAGCCAACGAMUCCCAAGACGCCCCAGACGUCUUCACCCUCGACCCUUCAGGGAUCUGCAACGAGAACCUCAUGACGUUCACCAAACAGGACGAUGGGUCCUACUGGGCCAGUAGCCAAAAUCAAGGAGGUCGAGCGAGAUGUACGCGUGACCAGCGACCUUCGACACUACGUUGUAGUGGAGCCCGGGAGCUCAAUGCUAUUGUCACGCCGCUGUGGACUUGCUUUGGGGAUAUUUGUGGGGCGGGUGGUUAUGCGGGCGAGACGUAUUGUCCGAGUCACUCUUUCAAGGACUGUCCCUGUUCGGCUGAGCAGUCCAGGUCGUGUAUUCGUACUAAUGGCGGGCCUUGGACUUGUAUUUGUAGUGAUCGAGGUUAG